Periophthalmus magnuspinnatus is the source of this 6144-nucleotide messenger RNA. RefSeq names its product laminin, beta 2-like (gene lamb2l). The transcript is spliced from 35 exons. Lineage: Eukaryota; Metazoa; Chordata; Actinopteri; Gobiiformes; Gobiidae. The record is from RefSeq and is a predicted model, not a curated record. Gene Ontology annotation, biological process: substrate adhesion-dependent cell spreading; basement membrane assembly; cell migration. Gene Ontology annotation, cellular component: laminin trimer. The coding region runs from base 526 to 6042 and encodes 1838 amino acids. Gene Ontology annotation, molecular function: extracellular matrix structural constituent.
CAAACAUCGUAAAACCCGCGUCACGCCGUUUACCUCCGUGACCCGCGCUGACACACUGCUAACUCCACCGUGUCAGACCCACGCCGCGCUCUGGGUGGGUCUGCGCCGAGGGGCCGAUCAGAUAAUCCCCCCCACUCCCCCGACUCCACCUGCUCCUCCGGGGGGACAGAGCUGCGCCUGGGACACAGCCCACACACACAGGCGGCACAGGCACGCGGGUACAAGUGUGCACAGUCCCCCGGGAGAGAUCCAGGGACCCACCGAGACAGAGGAGAGAGAGAGCACACACUCCGUCAGGCGGGAUAGGAGCACGGAGAGGCCGGCAACAAUUGCGCAAAGUCCGAGGGAGAGAUCCAGGGACCCACCGAGGAGAGAGCCCGCACACACGCUCCAUCCGCGGGACAGGAGCACUAAGAGGCCGGCAACAAGUGCGCUCUGCCCGGAGAGAGCUCCAAGAACGCACCGAGGCAAAGUUUAGCAGAAAGUGAAUUCUUUGGAGCAGCUCAUCAUCAUCUCGUCUGGAUCAUGUUCCUCAGUCUCUUCCUCAGCUUUCUCCUCAGCCUCCUCUUUUUGGGUGUGGGCGUCGCUGCUAAGGAUUGGCCCUCGGCUCCACACGGCUGCACAGAUGGCAGCUGUUACCCGGCCACAGGGAACCUUCUGAUUGGUCGAGCGGUGAACCUAAGCUCCUCCUCCACCUGCGGCCUGCACUACCCUGAGCAGUACUGCAUCGUGAGCCACCUGCAGGAGUCAGAUAAGUGUUUUGAGUGUGACUCUCGCUCUCCGUACAACCCCAACAACAAACAGAGCCACCUCAUCGAGAACGUCAUCUACCUGAUGGACCGCGAGGGAGAGCACACCUGGUGGCAGUCUGUUAACGGUGAAGAAAAUGUGAGCAUCCGAUUGAACCUAGAGGCAGAGUUCCACUUCACUCACCUCAUCAUCAAGUUUAAGACGUUCCGGCCCGCUGCAAUGAUCAUCGAGCGUUCCGCAGACUUUGGUCGGACUUGGAGGCCGUAUCGAUACUUCGCUCAGAACUGCUCCAGGAUCUUCCCUCUGGUGCCCUCUGGUGGCCUAAGGCACAUUAAUGACGUGAUCUGUGAGGAGCGAUACUCGGACAUCGAACCCUCGACCGAUGGAGAGGUCAUUUACAAAGUCCUAGAUCCAGCCAUCCACGUGAAGGACCCGUACAGCCUCGACAUCCAGGAGCUGUUGCGCAUCACAAAUCUUCGCAUAAAUCUGACGAAGCUGAACACUCUGGGGGACGACCUGCUGGACCGGCGCUCCGAUGUUUUACAGAAGUAUUACUACGCCAUAAAAGAGCUGGUCGUACGAGGGAGCUGCUUCUGCUACGGCCAUGCCUCCGAGUGCGCCCCUGUGCCCGGGGUCAGCGCCAGGGAGGGCGGCAUGAUCCACGGUCGGUGCGUUUGCAAACACAACACUGAGGGACUGAACUGUGAGCGCUGCAAAGACUUCCACCACGACCUGCCAUGGAGCCCGGCUGAGGUGGAGGACUCGCACGCGUGUAGAGAGUGCGAGUGCCAUGGCCACGCCUCCUCCUGUCACUUCGACAUGGCGGUGUACUUGGCCACAGGAAACAGCAGUGGAGGAGUGUGUGACCUGUGCCUCCACAACACUAUGGGGCGCCAGUGUGAGAGCUGCAGACCCUUCUACUACAAGGACCCCCAGAGAGACCUGAGGGACCCCCAAGUCUGCCAGCCCUGUGACUGUGACCCAGUCGGCUCUGUGGAGGGGGGAGUCUGUGACAGUCACACAGAUCUGGACUCUGGUCAGAUCUCGGGUCAGUGUCGGUGUAAAGUGAACGUCCGAGGCCUCAGGUGUGACGACUGUAAAGAAGGAUACUACGGCCUGAGCCUGAGGGAUCCCCAGGGCUGCCAGCCGUGUAACUGCGACCCUCGGGGGAUCGUCCUCAUGGGGGCGCCGUGUGACCAGAUCAGUGGAGACUGCUCCUGUAAACGCUAUGUGACCGGACGCUACUGCAACCAGUGUCUGCCUGAGUUCUGGGGCCUGAGUAACGACCUCGCCGGCUGUAGACCAUGUGACUGCGACUUCGGGGGAGCGCUUAACAAUCGCUGUAUGAUGGACAGUGGUCAGUGCACCUGCCGAGAGCACCUGAUUGGUCGGCAGUGUUCAGAUGUCCAGCCUGGAUUCUUCUGCGCCGCACUGGAUCAUUACAAAUAUGAGGCCGAAGAGGCGACUGGACACUCCCCUAGCGACCCAGUACUCCCGGGUAAGCUCCGCCCCCAGGCUGACACAGACUGCGUACAGCACCUGAGUGAGCAGCUCCGUCGCCAUCGGCGACAUCGACGUUUAGAAAACCUGCAGCAGGACCGAGCUGCGCUCCGGAGAAUACGACAACUACGCCAGACGCCCGACGUGCGGCUCGUUCACAGAGAGCACUCCUCUAGUCUCCUGGUCACUUGGACCGGACCCGGUUUUGCUCGGGUCAAAGAUGGCGCCGGCCUGGUUUUCAAUGUGGACAACAUUCCCCAUGCCAUGGAAUAUGACAUCAUGAUCCGCUACGAGCCCGAGUCCACAGAGGACUGGGAGGCGGUCGUCAGCGUGUCAUCGCUCCACCUGCCCUCUAGUCUGCGCUGUGGAAACCUGUUGCCCACAGAACAGCUAUACACGGUGACACUGCCGCACCGCAGCAGAUACGUUCAGAUGCCUCGGGGCUUCUGCUUCGAGCCCAAUAACAGAUACGUUUUGUCGAUUCGGUUCCAGAGACACGGCGUCACCUAUAGACACCUGACGGCCUUCAUCCUCAUAGACUCGCUGGUCCUGCUCCCGAAGUACACAGAGCUUCCUGGUUUCCAGGGUGACAGUCCGGAGGCGGAGCUUCAUGCUGAGCACAUGCAGAGAUACAUGUGUCCGGACGCCUUCCUCAUAAGCCCCACCCCCCCGCUUGCCGAAAUGUGCGCUAAGCUAGUGUGUAGCAUCUCUGCACUGAUGCACAAUGGCGCCUUGCCAUGCGAGUGCGAUCCCGAGGGCUCUCUCUCGGGGCAGUGUGAGGAGGUCGGAGGUCAGUGUCGCUGUAAACCAAACGUAAUUGGACGUCGCUGUGACCAGUGCGCCCCAGGAACCUACGGCUUUGGAGUCAGCGGCUGCACACCGUGUGAGUGCCAUCCUGAGGGCUCCCUCUCUCACCAGUGCUCCUCGGGCAGUGGGCAGUGUCAGUGUCGACCUGGUGCCAGUGGGAGGCGCUGUUCCGAUUGUCACCCUGGGCACUGGGGCUUCCCGAGCUGCAGCCCAUGUCAGUGUAAUGGGCACGCCGACCUGUGCCACACCCACAGCGGAGAGUGCCACGCCUGCAGAGACCACACGGGGGGGCACUUCUGCGAAAGGUGUGAGGAUGGCUUCUAUGGAAACCCUGUCCUGGGGUCAGGUGAGCACUGUCGGCCCUGCCCCUGUCCAGGUGCUCCAGGCUCUGACCACUUCAACGCCGUGUCCUGCCAGGCUGACCGCGACGGAGACCAGAUUGUGUGCAACUGCAAACCCGGCUACACAGGAGCACGCUGUGACCAGUGUGCCCCUGGGCACUUCGGCGGCCCCUCUGUCCCAGGUGGGCUGUGUGAACCCUGCCAGUGUAAUGGAAACAUCGACCCCCUGGACCCCACGUCAUGUGACCCACGGACUGGCACCUGUCUCACCUGUCUAUACCACACGACUGGUGCCAACUGCGCCCAGUGCCAGAGGGGUUACUACGGAAAUGCCCUCAACCAUGACUGCAGACGUUGUACGUGUGUCUCUGCGGGUACUCUGGCCUCUGCCUGCUCCGAUGGUUUGUGCGAGUGCCGCACAGAGACAGGAGAGUGCCCGUGUCGGGGGAACGUGAUCGGGCACAGCUGUGACCAGUGCGCCCCAAACCACUGGAACUACGGACAGGAGGGCGGGUGCCAGCCCUGCUCCUGCCACCCGCGACAGUCGCUGGGGCCACACUGCAACAUGUUCUCGGGGCAGUGCCAGUGUCGUUCGGGCUUCGGGGGGCGGACGUGCGAGGAAUGUCAGGAGCUGCACUGGGGAGACCCUCGAACUCAGUGCACAGAGUGCCAGUGCCACCCUCUGGGCUCAGAGUCUGCCCAGUGCGACAGGAGCACAGGAGCCUGUCAGUGCCGUGAGGGAGCUGCAGGUCCACAGUGCGACAGGUGCGCCCGCGGGUUCUCGGGCGUGUUCCCCGCCUGCGCCCCCUGCCACGCCUGCUUCACUCUGUGGGACGACGCGCUGUGCCAGCUCAAACGUGACCUGGAGCACAUCUUGCUUGCGGCGGAGGGCAUUGUGGAGGGAGGGACGGGGCCCGGCGUCAACGACAGCCGCGUGCAGGAGCUGUGGAGGAGGAUCCGGCAGGUGCAGGCCCUGCUGACAGGCGAGGAGGCGGAGCAAGUGCAUCAGCUGAUCGCACAGAGUCUGGACGACAUCAGGGCAGAGAUGGCGGUGUUGGACGGGCGUCUGAUGUCCCUCGGCUCAGACCUGAACGCCUCUGUAUCUCAGGAGGCUUCAGUAAGAAAGAGGCUGGGGCAGAUGGAGGAGGAGCUGAGUAACCUCAACCAAACUCUGAGCCAGAAAAAGCAGCUGCUCCAGGAUCUGCUCACCUCUGGAUUCAAAGAUCAGUUUGAGAAGGUGAAGCGGUUUUACUCUCAGUCCCUGGCGGCCGAGCAAAGGUGUAACUCCUCAGUGUCCGGUCCUCUGAGUCCCGUGGAACAUUCCCAAAGAACCCGAAAUGACACGAAAAGCAUUCUGGAUGCAAACAGGGAAAGACUGCAGCGAACCAUCUCAGCCCAGAACCGCUCCCUCAUAGAACUGCAGCAGAAGACCACAGAGCUGGAGGAGAGGGAGAGGAGCCUGAGCCAGAAGGUGUGCGGAGGCGCUCUGAACGCCACCUGCUCCGACAGUUUGUGUGGAGGGGCCGGUUGCCGUGACACUGAGGGGGCGGCGGUCUGCGGGGGUGAGGGGUGUAGCGGCACUGUGAGCACAUCGAAGAGAGCCCUAAGCCACGCCCACAACGCCACAAGGAGCCUGAACACCGCCAACAACGAGCUCCAGGAGGUCGCCAAAAAGCUCCAAGACCUGAACGUUCUGACCCAGGACGUGAAGCUCCAGGCCCUGAGCGCUCUGCAGAAGGCACAGAGCAAGAAACAACAUUUGCAGACGUCCAACCAGCAGCUCAAGGACUUCAUCAAGAACAUCAAAGACUUCCUCACCGAGGAGGGAGCAGAUCCUGAGAGCAUUGAGAAGGUCUCCCUGCAGGUGUUGUCCAUCUCGUUGCCUGUGAACAGAACGGCUCUGGACUCCAUGGUUUCUCAGAUAAAGACGUCGCUCUCUAACCUGACCAACAUGGAGGAGCUGGUCAACCGCACGUCCAACGACAUCGGGAGAGUCCGCGAGCUGCUGCAGCACGCUCAGGAUGCCAAAACCAGAGCCGAAGGUGUGAAGGACGCAGCUAAUCAGACAAAGCAGGCCCUGGACCAAUCAGAGAAGGCCAUUAAUAAGGCCACAGACGCCCUGUGGCAGGCUGUGAAGAACCUGAACAACACCAGGAAUGCCACGGCUCAGGUAGAUGAGAGGCUGUCUGACCUGGAGCAGAGGCAGAUGGACAUGAUGCUACGUUUGAUGAACCUGUCUGGAGGAGUGGAGAACCUCCGGAACAAAACCCUACAGAACCAGGACAUGGCCAAAGAGGCUGCGGCACUGGCGGCCCAAGCCCAGGACCAGGCCUCGUCUCUGGGCACGAGUCUGAAUGACACAGAGCGAAGGUACGAGGAGCUGCGGAAGAAGCUAGACUCUUUUGGAGGAGAAGGUCUGGACAUGGUCAGUGAGAGAGCGGAGAACCUGAGGAGAGAAGCCGAGGAGCUGCUCAACAAAGCCAACAGUGGAGUGGAGCAGCUCAAGAAGCUGGAGAAGAAGUUCCGCAAUAACGAGCAGAAGAUGCAGCGUCAGCGCUCCGAACUCGAGGAGCUUCGAGGAAACGUGACCUUUGUGAGGGACGAGAUACGAGACCAAGUCCAGAAGUACAGCAACUGUGUCUAAGACCAAAACCAGGAUCAGGACCAAGACCAAGACCAGAGACUAAACCAGAGACCAGGACUGAGACCAGAGACCAGCGUCCAUAUGUUUGUGAGGGACGAAAAA